Messenger RNA from Habropoda laboriosa, 1983 nucleotides. RefSeq lists its product as uncharacterized. NCBI's taxonomy places the organism in Eukaryota, Metazoa, Arthropoda, Insecta, Hymenoptera, Apidae. The transcript has 3 exons. The record is from RefSeq and is a predicted model, not a curated record. Bases 252 to 611 code for a protein of 119 amino acids.
UUGAGGUUGUAGCGCGCGGCAAUAGAGGCCGAGCUGAUCAGUCUGCGCGAGUCUUUCGAGCAGUGAACGUCAUUUUCUCUCUCGCCUCCCCGGAUACGUUCAUCGUUAUCUAUCUACUCGAUCCUCGCUCGCAGAUCGGUAGAGAAGGCGGAGAGGAAGAUUUGUCAAGCGGACUGCUUGACUUCCGUUCGAUCCAGAAGAAUCGAUUCCGCACACAGUCGCGCUGAUACAGCGGAAACUUUCAAGCACAGAUGGUCAGAGGGUCGUUGCCUGAUAUCGCAGUGACGAUGGCAUCGGGAAGAGAAAUUUACGGUGCAUUCAGCUUGAUCGUGGAUGACGUCGACUCUCAUUCGAUAUCGAGCGAGAACUCAGAUUUCGAUGGACUAUCGAACGAAAGCAGUUCCCACAAUUCGUCGUCUCAAACUCCGCUGGACAGUCCAGGUGGUCCUAGAGAAAAAAUCAAACAGAUGCAAGUGGAAGCCGAAACUAGAAGAGGUGAAUUCGCGAGGCUACUAGAGGAACAUGCUCAAGUAGUGAGGAAGCUAAAGAUGAUGGAGGCCGAGGAGCAGCUCUCGUCGACCGGAAACGUAGUGGGAGCUACGCACGCGUGAUUCCAUCUCUGAUCGGGUAAAACAGUUUGUAGGAUUGGGACCACCGUGAUUUUGCGAUGCGAACCGAUCGUUUCGUUAAGUAUACGUCGGCCAAUUGGGAAUUUGCCGAAAAGUGUUGCGUUGCUCUAGAGAAAUAUUACUAGGAUAUUCGACACGGCAAGAGAACAAUGAAGAAUGUAGAAGAAACUGGUAUUUUUCGAACAAACAGGUAUAUUCGUUUCAGAAUUACUUUUCUUUUCAUUUAUAAUACAAAGUAAUUAAAAGUAACCAGAAGAUAGAAAUAAAUUCUUGGCCAACAGACGCUCGCCCUUAGAGAAAAUCGGUUGAAUGGGAAACGAAUUUCCUACGCUUCUCUCUUUAGUUUCUCCUACUUUCCGUCAACGUUCGAAUCGCGAAUAUGCAAGGAUAAAAAUGACCGAGCUCUUUCUUUUACGUUUAUCACGAAGUCUGAAACACUUCUUCUUUACGACAAUAAUGAAGAACUCGGCAUACAUUCACCGGUCUUUCAACUAAAAAGACCAAAUGUAUCCGAUGUAAAUACAUACACAGCAAAAAUGGCUGGCCUAAACGUAGUACAAACUUUUGAAAAACGAAUAACAAAGCGUAGUGCUAACCAGAAUAGUGAAAAGCUUUGGUGGUAGCACUGUUUUCAAUACACUAUCGUUUAUAAAACAUCGUCAUUUCCAAAUAAAUCGUUACUACGUACAUGUAGUAUGUCUCGACGAAGUACAUACAAGCUUCUACGUUUUAUAGCAUUGUAUAUUUGAGUGUUCCAUACGUGUAAGUAAGUAGUUUUAUAUGUAUACCUUAAGCAUAUAUAUACGAUAGCGUAGGACUGUAAGCCUGCCGUAAUACGCGGAAAUUUCUGUAAAUAGAUUCCUUUUUUCACAUAAUGCAUUAUUCACACAAGAGCUUUAUGAUGUAGUUGCGCGGUAAUAAAAUCAUCGUUCGAGAUUUUGUUUCAUUAUGCAUUACGAGAUAUGAAAUCGGUUCGCGUUAAACACGGACCAACGAACCACGAGUACGAUAUUUCUUGUCUCUACGUGCAUAUUGCGUCAGGUUUGUAUCCUUACGAAAUACAUAGGUAUUAUUAGGCAUUUAUAGAAAUAUGCACGUAUACAUAUGUAAAAGAAAAAUAUAUACGAAUAGAACGAACAUUCGGUAUACGUUGACUUUUUUUCAUCUGUUCUUGCCAUCUAGAAAUCUUUUGGAUACAACGGAUCAAUUUACAUACAUACUUCCCUUCGAAAAAUAUACUUUCUUUCUGCUUGGUAAUGCACAACCAUACGAUAACGGUAAUACUUUCGAUUGAUUUGAACAAAUACACAACUACUACUUUAGUAUUGUCAUACUACUUUAUAAUAGCAAUAUU